AUUCAUUUUUCCUUUACAUAUUAACUCAAUGCACUCCGGCCCUAUAUUGUAUUUGUAUCCCACAUUCCCGCUUUGCAAUAAACUCUUUCCACGAAAAUAAAACACAUGGGCAGCAGAAGACGACCACGGGAUAGAGUGUAAAUAUGGAAAUGCACAAAGUCUUUCAUAUGAUUGGAGGCGAAGAUGAAGCAAGCUACUCCCAAAAUUCUUCUCAACAAGUAAUUUAUCUCUAAUUCUCUAUAUUGCUACGACUUCAUUCGUCCCAAAAAAAGUCCUUUUUAUUCUGGAACAAAGACAAAACACAAUAAUUUAUUACUUUAUACUAUCUAUGUCUAAAAAUAAAUUAAUAAUAAAAUCAUAAUGACUUUUGAAUUUUUUUUAUUGUUAUUAGUAAAAAUCUCAUAACUCAAUGAUGACUACAUUAUGGGGUCAGAGGUAGUAUAUCGUUGAAUGCAAGUGGACAACUGAUAACUAAAGUAAUGUUUCUUUUUGUACCAAAAAGAAGAAAAAUUAAGGAGUAAUGUUUCUUUUUGUAUAUGUGUGUGUUCGUUUAAAAAGAGGUUGAUUCUGAGGGAAGUGAAGCCCAUCCUCAAAAAAUGCACAGACAAAUUGUUUAGGGACAUGAUGGAAAUGGAUCUCCCAAAUAAUAAUUGCAUAAAAGUAGCAGAUUUGGGAUGUUGCUCUGGGCCAAAUACAUUUCUGACAAUCCAACACAUCGUACAAAGCAUCGAUGAAGCCUGGUCCCAAAUUUCAGAUGCAGAACUACCCAACAUUCAGUAUUUUCUAAAUGAUCUUGUCUCCAAUGAUUUCAACCUUGUUUUCAAAGGGUUGCCUCAGUUUUAUGAAGAACUGGAGAGAAAACAAAAUGGUCGGAAAUACGGGUCAUGCCACAUUGCGGCUAUGCCGGGCAGCUUCUACGGCAAGUUGUUUCCGGAUGGCUCCAUGCACUUUGUCCACUCUUCUUACUGUCUCCACUGGUUAUCCCAGGUUCCCGACGGGCUGAUUCCAGAAUCGGGCAAGCCAAGGGAUAAGGGAAGCAUUUACGAUGACAAAGCAAGUCCUUCUUAUGUGCACCAAGCAUUUUUGGACCAAUUUACUCGAGACUUUACAAUGUUUUUAAGAAUGCGUUCUGAAGAGAUGGUAAAACACGGGCAAAUACUUUUAACGUUUAUAUGCAAAGAUAGCGAGGAAGUUGAAGGUUCCCACUACUUAUCUUUGAUGGAGAAUGCUUUAUCGGACUUGGUAACUGAGGGAUACAUAGAGGACAAGAAGUUGGAUACUUUCAAUCUGCCCAUCUACGAGCCUUCAAUCCAAGAAGUGAAGAAGAUAAUCGAAAAUGAAGAAUCAUUCAAAAUCCUAAAAUUUCAAACCUUCAAGACCUGUCUCGAUGCUGGUUUCAAAAGCAGAACCUGUGAUGAUGAAGAUAAUCGGAUGGUUAGGGCUAGAUAUGUGGCCACUUACCUGAGGGCAGUUUUUGAACCGAUUUUGGCAAGUCAUUUUGGGGAGACCAUUAUGGAUAGUUUGUUCCAUAGAUUCGAAAACAAGUUGGCGAAUGUCGUGGAGAAGAGGCAAGGCCUCCUCAAUAAUCUGGUCAUUUCCCUUCGCAAAGAAUGAUGGCAAUCCGAUUAGAAACAAAAACAAAAAUACCGAAUGGAACAGGUUUGCAUAUUGUUGAAACUCAAAGCAGGUUGGUUGGAGACUAAGAAAAGUAUAGUGGUAGAUAAUAAAGGAGUGGUAAAAACUCCUCCGAAUAUGAUAGAGCCUAAUCGAUCGACCUAUGAAUAAUGCACUAGAUCAGUUCUUUGAUGUUUCAGAAGUAAACGACUGGCCUUAAGAUUUAUGGAGUGGAGACAUAUUCCUAGUACAAUAAUAUUAUCAUGCAAUUAAUUAAGUGAUGUAUUGAACAAAAAGUACAAAUUUGAAAACUCAAGAUUGACUAUUUUUUUUUUUUUUUUUGGAUAGAGGUAAUAACCGAAUAAGCAUGUUGAAGAGUUCUCUGAUCACGCCUUCAGUACAAAAUGACUUCACGCCUCCUAACUCACACAGCAGCGUGGCAGCCACGACUUUGACGUCUGCAAUCACGCCUUGUGAUCAAGUUGCUUCACAUGGUCUUGUCCACAUCAGCAAUGAAGAAACGAGUUGCAGCAUGAAUUCUCGACCGAAAGAGAAGAAGCUUCCAGCCACUUGUUCCGAUAUUACGUCAGCUUUCAGCGAGGAAGUUACGCAAAAUAAGUUCUGGAAACUGCCUUAGAGUUUGUAUAUUCUACAAUUCACGUGUACAGAAUUAGAUGAGGAUUAGCUACUAGUUGUCUAUAAAUACUGGAUUAGCUUCAUUGUAAAAGUAACUUAGCGAUUGUAAAGCAUAUAUGAUGCAGAAUUUUCAGAUCUAAAGCUCUGCUCUCGUUUUCAGUUUCUUUCUUCUUCUUGAAGCUUCUUCCUGAAGCUUCUAGUUUGAUCUUUGAUUCUGUUAACUUGUUUUACAUGUCUUGCCAUGCCAGGAUUAAUAUAAAACAUGUGAAUGAAACUUCACCUUCCUUGAGCCCAUGAGGUUUAUAAUGACUCGAUGAUCCACCAUCGAUGUUUACCUUGACUUGAGCUUGAUAUUAUAGGCAUAGUUUACUUCCAUAGUGUUUUCAUUUAAAUUGCAGGGGUUGAGUCUUUAUUUAUCGUAACCC
This is a messenger RNA of Oldenlandia corymbosa var. corymbosa, 2675 nucleotides long. NCBI's taxonomy places the organism in Eukaryota, Viridiplantae, Streptophyta, Magnoliopsida, Gentianales, Rubiaceae. The record is from the annotation of a GenBank genome assembly.